GCAUGCGCGCACAGACAUAUUCGCACAUGUACGCCCGCACUAGAUAACGACCUGAGCUCCAGCAGGAGAAGCCCAGACGAAAGAGUCCAGGGAGCGGCGCGUGGAACAACCCCCGUUCCCAGCGCCGGAGCGGCCAGCUCGCGGACGCCAUGGAUCACAUAGGAAUACUGGGGGCGCAUCUACAGCAGCAGCACACGCACGUGGAGCCCAUCAGCUUUGGCAUUGACCAGAUCCUCAGCAACGUGGAGCAGAGCUGCAUGCUGGGCCUGAAGAUGCACGAGCCGGACUACGGGCACGGGGUCUACAACAGCAGCGGGAGUAGCGGUGUGAACGGCGGUACCUUCACGUGCGGCAACACCGGAUAUAAUGGCACCGGCUCUUCGUGCGGGAUGGCUUCCUUAGGGGGUGCUUAUCAUAUGAACAUGGGCGUGAAUGCGAACGGAACUAAUGCGAACGCCGCCGGUGUCAUCCGCGUCCCCGCACACCGGCCUCUGAGCUGCGGAAACGGCUCCGUGCCGCCGGUGAGCGGGACCAUCAACAACCUGACUGCGCUAACGUUCCCCUGGAUGGAGAGCAACCGCCGCUACACGAAAGACAGGUUCACAGGUCAUCCCUACCAGAACCGGACGCCUCCUAAGAAAAAGAAACCUCGGACGUCGUUCACCCGGCUGCAGAUCUGCGAGCUGGAGAAGCGCUUCCACCGGCAGAAGUACCUGGCGUCUGCUGAGCGGGCCGCCCUCGCCAAAGCCCUGAAGAUGACUGAUGCUCAGGUCAAAACCUGGUUCCAGAACAGACGCACCAAAUGGAGGCGGCAGACGGCGGAGGAACGGGAGGCGGAGCGGCAGCAGGCCAACAGGAUCCUCAUGCAGCUGCAGCAAGAGGCUUUCCAAAAGACCAUCAACCAGCCGGUUACACCGGACCCGCUGUGUCUGCAGAACAGCUCUCUGUUCGCCCUGCAGAACCUGCAGCCCUGGACCGAAAACACUUCCAAGAUCAGCAGCGUGUCGAACUGCGAGUAGAGCUAACAUCUGGGGGUGGACUGGCUGCUGCAGGGCAGAGAGGCGGGCUGUAGGGAUCCGAAUAGAGGAGGCCGGGCGCAGAACACUGUUUAAUAGAUCUUAAUUAUCAGGUCACCUCCUCUUGUCAUAAUCCUCUGUCAGACAGACACUGCGCUGCAACAAGCAACAAACUUGCUUCAGAUGGGUUAGGCCCACACAAUGGUGUCCACAUCUGGAUCCUUCAGAGGUCUGGACUGAAUCCUUGCUUCAGCCCGCCACAGACCAAACUGACAUUUUGGAAGUAUGUCAUGGGCCCAAUGUACAAUGUGCUCCAUCAAAGGACCAAGACAGAUUGUUGUUGUAUUAUAGUCUACCUAUGAGGACUUGAUGUUUCAUAAACAGCAUAUUUUCAUAUUUGAUGUCUCACAGAAACGGUAUGAGUGUAUAUCUCUGUCAUUGGUGUUUGUCUAUGUUUAUCUGCCAUGUUAAUGGACUUUUUACUCAACUGCAAAACAACAGGGCACUUGUUUUGGCACCUUGGAAUUAAAACAUAUAAACUGACACUAUCUGACAGAACGAUGAGGACUCCAUGUGAUGAUUUACAGCAACAAAUCUGUCUAUUGUACCAUUUGAAAAUUUAGUGGCUGCAUUACCAACAGUCAUUUCACAUUUCACAUUUGCUUAGACUCUUAUUUUUGUACAAACCCUAUUUUCCUACUCCUCUCUCACUGCUGUUGCAUGUACGCAGAAACCUUCGGCUGAGGUCAAAGCUGACCAUUCACAUCACACACGUUCUCUAUGGACAUUUACACCCCCACACCC
Molecule: messenger RNA, 1820 nt
Organism: Scatophagus argus
Lineage: Eukaryota; Metazoa; Chordata; Actinopteri; Scatophagidae
Gene: tlx1
Product: T cell leukemia homeobox 1
Exons: 3
Coding region: 150-1019 (289 amino acids)
Biological process (GO): regulation of transcription by RNA polymerase II; animal organ development
Cellular component (GO): nucleus
Molecular function (GO): RNA polymerase II cis-regulatory region sequence-specific DNA binding; DNA-binding transcription factor activity, RNA polymerase II-specific
Source: RefSeq, a predicted model, not a curated record